This is a messenger RNA of Venturia canescens, 856 nucleotides long. RefSeq lists its product as uncharacterized. The record is from RefSeq and is a predicted model, not a curated record. The coding region runs from base 157 to 657 and encodes 166 amino acids. Lineage: Eukaryota; Metazoa; Arthropoda; Insecta; Hymenoptera; Ichneumonidae. The transcript has 2 exons.
GGGAUUAAAGAAUGAAAACAGCGGUACAGCUGCGUUCUCGAAGGAAUAUUCCCAGCAGCAGGACGGUCAGCCGACGUUGAGUCGUUCUAACGAGCGUCAUUCCGGCCUCGUCCGUCAUCACGAUAACGUGGCUUCUGCAAUAAUUUUCACUGAAAAAUGGCCUGUAAAACUCUGUGCAUUCUCGGCUUCAUUUUUUUUGGCUUCUCCCGUGCGAGUGCGCGGGUUUUUUACGUCGAUGGAGCAGCCAACUACGCGCCAAACCCACUCCGGACAAGUUACAUUUAUCCGCUGAAUUAUCAGCCGAACGAAGAACCGAUCGAGCAGUCGUCCCGUGACUUGGACAUGAGUUUCUCAGCCGGAGAUCCUCUCGAGCUUCCCAACGACAGAGGCUUCCUCUAUCCUGGCAUGUCGAGAAACGUUCGCCCGUAUCCGAAUCGUCAGGAGGAACCAAUAAUCGAAGUGAGCCGUGAUUACGAUCGUCCGGCCAGCACGCACAAGCUCGUGGAUAUUCCGGCUCGCAGGAUCAUCUACGGAGACCAGUAUCCCCUGUUGAAUCGCAGAGUCAUCAGAAUCGACAACAACGAAGGAGCUCGAAAGGGGGAAGUCGUGCUGGAACUUCGCGUCACGGCCAACAGCAAGAACGACGAGAGUAUUUGAAUUAAUCCGAGCUCGCUCCUUUCGGAUCCUGUUCUUUCUUUUCACGAUGUGCGUAGUAAAAUUGCAACGAAACUCGGUUUGUAACAUGCUCCGAUCAAGCGUCACUUUAUUCUGGUGACAGGCAUUAUUGAUCGUUGGAAAUUGUAUGGGAAAACAUAAAUAAAAAAUCACUUUGAUUGCGUGUGUGAAUUGCAAGCAA